Molecule: messenger RNA, 3388 nt
Organism: Electrophorus electricus (electric eel)
Lineage: Eukaryota; Metazoa; Chordata; Actinopteri; Gymnotiformes; Gymnotidae
Gene: mex3b
Product: mex-3 RNA binding family member B
Molecular function (GO): RNA binding
Source: RefSeq, a predicted model, not a curated record
CUCAGACAGAAAACGGCAACGCGCUGAGAGCGAGCGAGCGAGUGAGCGAGCGAACGCGCGAGCCAGGGAGGGGCUCUUCGAAGGAGUAUCGCCACCGCCGGCAUUCCGACAACCCAGCACUCCGGAAUACGCGUUCCGUGCGUCUUGGGGGGAAAAUUCGGCACUCGGGGUGCAGAGAUUGUGGGCACAGGUCGGAUUGCACUGAUUUCCCCCCCCCUCUCCACAUUUUUAACUGCCAGGACAGGAAGGGCACUGAUUAGCGCGAGGGGCUUUAAGACCGGGUGCCUCGGUUCUUCUUCCUGCUAGGUCCCUACCCUUAUUCCGUAGUGUUACCUCUUUUUUUUUUGUCUGUUGUUGUUGAUCCCAGUGACUGCAAAAUAAUCAAAGAUGCCUAGUUCACUAUUUGCUGACAUGGAGCGGAAUGGCAGCAGCCAGGGGGACGCCUUGGACGACCAAAGAGCUCUACAGAUCGCGCUGGAUCAGCUUUCUUUGCUCGGCUUGGAUACUGAUGAAAGCUCCGUGUAUGACAACGAGCCGAGGAAAAAGAGCGUCAACAUGACCGAAUGCGUUCCCGUCCCCAGUUCGGAACACGUUGCCGAAAUUGUCGGCAGGCAAGGUUGCAAAAUUAAAGCCCUGCGCGCUAAGACCAACACCUAUAUCAAGACUCCGGUACGAGGGGAGGAGCCCGUCUUUGUUGUGACCGGCAGGAGGGAGGAUGUAGCCAUGGCUCGAAGGGAGAUCAUCUCUGCGGCAGAGCACUUCUCCAUGAUCCGCGCCUCGCGGAACAAAAACAGCACCCUCAACGGCAGCACCGCAGUGCCCGGGCCGCCCAACCUACCGGGACAGACCACCAUCCAGGUGCGGGUGCCCUACCGGGUGGUGGGUCUGGUGGUGGGACCCAAGGGCGCCACCAUCAAACGCAUCCAGCAGCAGACACACACCUACAUCGUGACACCCAGCAGGGACAAAGAGCCCGUGUUCGAGGUGACGGGCAUGCCCGAGAACGUGGACAGGGCCCGCGAGGAGAUCGAGGCACACAUCGCCAUGCGCACCGGCGGCCUGAUUGAGUUCGCCGACGAGAACGACUUCCACGCCAACGGCACGGACGUGGGCUUUGAGCUGCACGGCCAUGCCAGCCUGUGGAGCAAGCCUGGCUCGGGCGUCACGCCCACCUCGGGCCGCAAGCCCUUCUCCAACUACCGCAACGACAGCUCCAGCUCCCUGGGGAGCGCCUCCACCGACUCGUACUUCGGCACCAACAGCAGCUCGCGGCUGGCCGACUACAGUCCACCCAGCCCCGCGCUCAGCUACACGGCCUCCAGCAACGGCAACAACAACAACAACAACCUGAACAUCAGCGUCAACGCCAACGCCAACGCAUUCGUCUACGGCGGUGACGUCAUAUCGCCCGACUGCGCUGACCUGGCCUUCGAGUGCUCUCCCGGUUUCGACCCCACCCCUGCGCCGCCCGGCCUGAUGUGGUCUCAGUACGAGCGGGGUGGGGCCCCUUCCACCACCACGCCCUCCUCCAUCUUCCAUGCCAAUGCCUCCGGCAACGCCAACGGCAUGCUGGCCAACCAGCGGCGGGGGAACGGAGUGGGCUGUGCUGCCCAGCCCCGGCUGUCCCCGCCCCUGCACCACGUGGGCGGGACCGGCGAGCACCCGCUGGCCCGGCGGGUGCGCAGUGACCCGGGCGGCGGUUCGCUCACCUUCCCGGGAUACUCGGCCAGCACUGUGGCCACCCACCUUCCCGGGGUGCCGUCCGACUCCUCGGCCUCCUCCUCGUCCUCCUCUUCCUCCUCAUCUUCCUCUUCCUCGGGGACGAGCCGGAAGGGCAGCCGGGACUGCUCGGUGUGCUUCGAGAGCGAGGUGAUAGCCGCCCUGGUGCCCUGCGGCCAUAACCUCUUCUGCAUGGAGUGUGCCAACCGCAUCUGCGAGCGCAGUGACCCAGAGUGCCCCGUCUGCCAUGCUGCAGUUACUCAGGCGAUACGUAUAUUUUCAUAGAAGAAAAACAAAAACGAACGAACAAGUGAAGAAAAAAAAUAAAUUGCGACAAUGUCGCGUGCCCUGUGACUACAACAGCAACAAACCACAACAGACCAUUCAACUAAAGACUCCUGGCUUUCCGAAACUCCUAAUACCACGUUUAUCCCACAUGUAUAUACAUAUGUAUGUAUAGCUGCAGUAUGCAAACAGGCACACCCGACAGAGGGCUCCGGCGUAAGUGUUUAUAAUGUACUGUAGCUUGGGACAAAUAUUUUCAUCAUCUAAUGCAUGUUUUAAAUAUUAAAGCCUAGUAAUCAAUAGUUCUAGUGAAAUGUACACAGACAUCAAUGGAGUUCUGAGACGGACAGCAGUCUCACCAGAGGUACCCGAGACGUCUGUGGACUGCUGGUGAACGAGGCCUGUGACCUAACAGUGCGGGGCUUCGAGGGCUUCUAUUCUAACAGCAUUAACAGACUUGAUGGUCAAGAGACUGCAGCGUCUAGGUCAACUUAUCUGAGGGAGAGUAACAACAUAUCCUCCAUAUAUGUAUAGAUCAAAAAAAGAAGAGAAGAAGAAGAAGAAGAAAGGAAUCCACAAAAUUGAAAGUUUUAAAUAUUAAUUACAUUAAUACAGAUUGAAGUAUUUUAUUCUUUUUUGACUUGAAAAAUUAUAUUUCGUAUUGCAAAGAUGUUUACAGAUAUUUUAAUUUAAGUUCAGUGAACUUUUUUGUAGCUGGGUUAAAAUAUCUUUUAUUUUUUAGUAUGGCCUUAUGGCAAUGAACACACUGUAUUAUUUUAAUAUCACACACAAUGUGGAUGGAUGUUCAGCAGACAAUGUGUACUUGCAUUUAACAGUAUUCUGUUGGGACAGGGUUUAUAGGUUCAGCAAAAAAGUCUUUUAAAUCCGUUUCACCCAGCGUCUUUUUUAUUCAGUAAUAUAAAGCAUAUUUUAUUCUAUAUUAUUACAAAACAUUCAAAUGUAUAAAACUUAGUAAGUUGGACAAAAGGAAACUGUUUAUGCUUUCUAAAGUUUGUAUGAAUUAGAUUCCAGUGGUUAUUACAGACUUCUGUUGCACCACUAUAGUUUUAGUAUUUCUAUUUUAAUACGCUUGUUUACCACUUGUUUAUGUAUAUGUAGGUGAAGUUACUUGAGCGUAAAAGUACUUUAUUGAGCAAAGUUUAAAAACAAAGUAUAUUUUAUUUUAUGAUAAAAAAAGGCCUUUAACCUCAUGGUCAAAUACUAAUAUUAUAUUUGCUGAAACAAGAUUUGAAAAAUGUAUCAAGAGUUUUAUUUUUCUGACAUUUAAAGUUCUACAUGAUAAAGUAAAACUUAAGUAAUGGUGCUACUUCCUGUUUUUUUAAGUAUUUCUAUAUAAGUCCAAUAAAAUGGUACAUGAAAGGAG